Molecule: messenger RNA, 1437 nt
Organism: Phymastichus coffea
Lineage: Eukaryota; Metazoa; Arthropoda; Insecta; Hymenoptera; Eulophidae
Product: NF-kappa-B inhibitor cactus-like
Exons: 4
Coding region: 215-1165 (316 amino acids)
Molecular function (GO): protein binding
Source: RefSeq, a predicted model, not a curated record
CUCAGUGAAGCCAUUAAGCAAUUGGGGAAUCCCCAAGGUUUCCCAAGCUGUGUUUCUUUCCUGAGGCGCAUAUGGCGUUUCUGAUGGGACCAACAGUAGAGCGAUCGUCCCAAAACCUCCCCACGGUCAGUGGUCAAGCGAUGGUUGGCGGCCUUUGGAGGGAGGGCGUACCUCAGUAAGAGAAGCUAUUAAAGCGUUACAUUAUCAGGUUGUUAUGUCUCAAAAAAUUGUCUAUCAGCCCAAAAUGAAGACGUUCGACUCCGCUGACUUGGACUCUCAACUUUCCGAGAGUUUCAUUCAUCAGCUCAAGUUGGAAGGUGUCGAGGGAAACGACUUAAGUAGAUGCACACAACCCGCUUUUACGAAGAACAUGUUUUUAGUAGACGAUUUCUUACCAGACGACUUCUAUCAUUGCGAUAUUCACGGUGACACCCAACUGCACAUCUCGAUAAUCGUGCAGGCGUUCGAUGUAACCGAGUAUCUUAUUGAUACGGCACCGAAUCCUUCAUAUCUGGACAUUGUCAACAAGGAACAGUUCACGGCACUGCAUUAUGCAGUUUUGGCGGAAAACUAUAGUAUUGUUCGGAAAUUAGUGCUGGCGGGUGCAAACACUGAAGCGCGGACAUACGACGGUGAUACGGCUCUUCAUCUUGCUGUGAAGGAGCAACGUACGGAAAGUGUCAGGGCUUUGACAGAUCCAUUUAGCUUAGUGGAGAAGUCGUUGGCACCACAUCCGGCUCUGAUAAACUCUAGAAAUUAUUAUGGUAUGACUGCUUUACACAUCGCUGCUUAUAUGGGUGACUUGGAAAUCGUAUGCCUAUUGGUGCGCAACGGUGCUGAUGUGAAUGCCAGGGAAGGUCUUUGUGGUAGAACAGCUCUUCAUUUGGCCAUAGAGAGGAAUAACGACCCUGUUGUGCAUUACCUAGUACAGUUUCCAGAGACAUUGAAUACCAAGAUAUACAGCGGUGAGGCUGCCCAUGAAAUUGCCAUUAACUGCUGGCCGGAGUACGUUGAAACAAACAAGGUAUCUGAAACUCCGCCAGGUAGUCUCACCCUGGAGGAUGACGAAAUGAGCGCGCGCAACAUUCUCACAGACAUUAUUCAUUAUAAGAAAGCCAGUUUCUAUUCCAACAAAAUGGAAAAGUCAUUUGACCUGCUAUGUUAGAAUUAUAUAUGUAAUAUAACCAUACCUCUUGUUUUUGCUAGUCAUGAGUGAACAAGGAACGUAAAAGUGAAGUGCUGAAUAAUAUUAUAAUGUUUUAACCAGAAAUUAACGUAAUUUCCUGCAAAUGUCAUUUACAUUCUUAUCCUUGCCAAAUAUUGCUGUUGUUCGCAAUAUUUAGCGGUGAAUUAAAAAUAAAUAUUUUCCAUUGUUGUUAUUAUAAAUAUGUGUAACAAAUUUAUUGUAAAAUAUACCCGUAUAAAUAUCAUUUUAUA